UCUGUCUCUCUUUCUCUCUCUCGCUCUCCGUCUCUCUCUCUCUCUCUCGCCAUAUUGCUCUCCGCCGAACUCGUUCAUCGAAUCCAUCUGCCAAAAACCUAGAUCAGAGAGAGAGAGAGAUGGCGGGGUAUCGGGCGGAGGACGACUACGACUACUUGUUCAAGCUGGUGCUGAUCGGGGACUCUGGGGUAGGCAAGUCCAACCUCCUCUCCCGGUUCACCCGCAACGAGUUCAACCUCGAGUCCAAGUCCACCAUCGGCGUGGAAUUCGCUACCCGCAGCAUCACCGUCGACGCCAAGGUGCUCAAGGCCCAGAUCUGGGACACUGCCGGCCAAGAGAGGUAUCGUGCCAUAACUAGUGCUUACUAUCGGGGAGCAGUUGGUGCAUUGCUCGUGUAUGAUGUUACGAGACAUGCUACAUUUGAGAAUGCUGCACGUUGGUUGAAGGAGUUGAGGAACCACACAGAUCCUAACAUUGUUGUCAUGCUCAUUGGGAAUAAAUCAGACCUCCGACACCUUGUUGCUGUUCCUACUGAAGAUUGCAAAGCUUUUGCUGAGAAGGAAUCUUUAUAUUUUAUGGAAACAUCUGCACUAGAAGCAACGAAUGUGGACAAUGCAUUUCAAGAGGUCCUGACUCAUAUUUAUCGCAUUGUCAGCAAGAAGGCAGUUGAAGCAGCUGAUGAUGCGGUGUCUACCGUACCUAGUAAAGGUGAAAGAAUAAACGUGAAGGAUGAUGCUUCUACGCUGAAGAAACUUGGCUGCUGUUCAAGUUAGGUAACAUUGAUGUUGCUCAAUGCUUGCUUUCUCUUUGUGAUGCAUGUCCUAUUUUUUAUAUUAUUUGAGUUGUCUUCUUUUCUUUUGAAAUUGACAAUUCAUUUGAACAUGAAUAGACUGAGAUUUUGUUAUCUUAAUGUUUGUACCUGAAAAUCUUCGUACUUAAAUAUUCCGAUUGCUGAGUCCGGGAUUUGCUGUGGUGAAAAUUAGAAUUCACCAAACGUGCAAACAUGUGUUUUAUCGUAGGGAUGGGAUUUAUAUGUAACUACUAUUUUUGAUAGUGGAAUUCCUCUUUUUCGGUCUUGCACCGAAUUCCUGGUUUA
Molecule: messenger RNA, 1096 nt
Organism: Musa acuminata AAA Group (dessert banana)
Lineage: Eukaryota; Viridiplantae; Streptophyta; Magnoliopsida; Zingiberales; Musaceae
Product: ras-related protein Rab11D-like
Exons: 2
Coding region: 120-773 (217 amino acids)
Biological process (GO): vesicle-mediated transport
Cellular component (GO): endosome
Molecular function (GO): GTP binding; GTPase activity
Source: RefSeq, a predicted model, not a curated record